AUGUAUCUAAAUCUGUUUCCAUCGUGUUUACACUUCCUUUGUCCUUUUUUAUUGCAUAUAUAUAUAUAUAUAUAUAUAUAUAUAUAUAUAUAUAUAUAUAUAUAUAUUAUCUAUCUGUCUUCUGGUUUUAUCUAUCUGUCUUCUGUUCAUAUCUAUCUAUCUAUCUAUCUGUCUUCUGUUCAUAUCUAUCUAUCUAUCUAUCUAUCUUCUGUUCAUAUCUAUCUAUCUAUAUAUCUAUCUAUCUAUCUUCUGUUCAUAUCUAUCUAUCUAUAUAUCUAUCUAUCUAUCUUCUGUUCAUAUCUAUCUAACUAUCUAUCUAUCUUCUGUUCAUAUCUAUUAAUCUAUCUUCUCUAUCUAUCUUCUGUCCAUAUCUAUCUAUCUAUCUUCUAUCUAUCUAUCUAUCUAUCCUAUCUAUUAUCUAUCAUAUCUUUCUGUUCUUUAUCUAUAUAUCUUUAUUCUGUUCAUAUUUAUCUACUUAUCUAUCGUUUGUUCAUAUCUAUCUCGAUCUAUUUAUAUCUAGUUCCUCGUGCCCCCCCCUCUCUCUCUCUCUCUCUCUCCAUAGAUAAAUUCAUAUCUCUAUCUUCCAAUAUGUGUCUGUUUGGAAAAAAAAAACAUAAUCUUACAAGGACAUGCUAUCUAUCUAUCUAUCUAUCUAUCUAUCUAUCUAUCCAUUUCAGUUCGUUCAUUAUCUAUCUAUCUGUAUUCGCAUUCAUUAAUUUCUUUCAUUCUCUCUCUCUCUCUCUCUCUAUAUAUAUAUAUAUAUAUAUAUAUAUAUAUCCAUUUCACUUUUCAUUAUCUAUCUUCGCAUUCAUUAAUUUCUUCGUUAUUCCUCUCUCUUUCUACCCUCUCUCUGUAUGUAUCUAUCUAUCUGCAUUCGCAUUAAUUAAUUUUUUCAUUAUCUCUCCCUUUCUCACUAUCAACCUCCUCUCUAUCACUCACACACACACUCUCUUUCUCUCUGUCUAUCUAUCUAUAACUCUACCUAGUGAGAGAGAGAGAUGCGAUGGAGCUGGCGGGUCUGAGGAAGCAGGAAUCGCUGACAUCUUUUGGUAUCCGCUUCCGAUCAACCACCUGCCAUCUUUUCCCCGACCCUCUCGCCCCAAACCCAACACAAACAUGAUUUCUCAUCAAUGGCGGCUUUCUUUGCUUCCUUUUUUUUUUUCUUUCUUUCUCUUUUCAUUCUACACCCCCCCACUCCCUCGCUCUCUCAUUAUCGGUUUCUUUCGUUUGUUGGGUGUGAUUCCUUGUUCUUGGAUAGAAUUUCUGCCAUUUCCAUAUGCCCUGCUUACAUUGUUUUGUCUUCUCAGACCUUUGUAUUAUGACAAUGUUCUCAAUGACCUUCUUUCUCGCUUUCACUUCGUUUUUUUUUCUUUCUUUCUUUGUCAUCUCUUCCCGUUCUUCGUUUUGUUUUGGCUCUUUCUUUCUUUCUACCUCUUUUUCUUCCCAUGUAUGCCUUCUCUCUUUUUCUUUCCAUAUUUCUCUUACUUUCUUCUCAUAUUCCUAUUUCUCCCUCUCUUUCUUCCAAAAAGCCUCUUUGUCUCUCUCUUUCCAUAUUUCUCUUUCACUCUGUCUCUUUCCAUAUUCCUCUUUCACUCUCUCUCUCUUUCCAUGUUCCUCUUUCACUCUGUCUCUCUUUCCAUGUUCCUCUUUCACUCUCUCUCUUUCCAUAUUCCUCUUUCACUCUCUCUCUCUUUCCAUAUUCCUCUUUCACUCUCUCUCUCUUUCCAUGUUCCUCUUUCACUCUGUCUCUCUUUCCAUGUUCCUCUUUCACUCUCUCUUUUUCCAUAUUCCUCUUUCACUCUCUCUCUUUCCAUAUUCCUCUUUCACUCUGUCUCUUUCCAUAUUCCUCUUUCACUCUCUCUCUUUCCAUAUUCCUCUUUCACUCUCUCUCUUUCCGUAUUCCUCUUUCACUCUGUCUCUUUCCGUAUUCCUCUUUCACUCUCUCUCUUUCCGUGUUCCUCUUUCACUCUCUCUCUCUCUUUCCAUGUUCCUCUUUCACUCUCUCUCUCUUUCCAUGUUCCUCUUUCACUCUCUCUCUCUUUCCAUGUUCCUCUUUCACUCUCUCUCUCUUUCCAUGUUCCUCUUUCACUCUGUCUCUCUUUCCAUGUUCCUCUUUCUUUCUCUCUUUCCAUCCUCUUUCCAUUUUCUUUCCAUGUUUCCUCUUUCUCUCUUUCUCUUUCCAUGUUCCUCUUUCUCUCUUUCUCUUUCCAUGUUCCUCUUUCUCUCUUUCUCUUUCCAUGUUCCUCUUUCUCUCUUUCUCUUUCCAUGUUCCUCUUUCUCUCUUUCUCUUUCCAUUCUGCUCUUCUUUGUCAAACUCAGCCACCUGUGUCAGAGUUCGUUCCUGUCCGUCUGUCUCUACUCCAAUCUAUCUAUGUCGGUCUGCUCCUCUUCUGUCUCACUCUUCUUCUCUCUCUCUUUCACUCUUCUCUCCCCUAUUCUAAGUCCUCACUCCUGAGGCUGUCUAUCUCACCUCUGUCUGAGUCUGCUCAUCUUUGUCUGAGGUUGCUCUUCUCUAUGUCAAUCUGUUUCUCCCUGUCUCUCAGUUUGCUCGUCUCUGUCUCCUCCCCUCUGUCUGUCAGUCUCCUCUCUUCUGUCUGUCUGUCUCUGUCUCCUCCCCUCUGUCUGUCUCCUCCCUUCUGUAUGUCUGUCUCAGUCUCCUCUCCUUCUGUCUGUCUCAGCUUUUUCUUUCUGUCUGUUUCUGACAGACAUAGGAAUAAUAAGACUGUAUCCGUCUUCUCUCUUCUGUCUCAGUCUUCAUCUUACUGUUCGUCUGUCUUUCUCAAUCUUCUCUCUUCUGUCUGUCUCUCUCAGUCUUCUCCCCACCUGUCUGUCUGUCUGAGUCUUCUCCCCACCUUCUUCUCCCCACCUGUCUGUCUGACUGAGUCUUCUCCCCACCUGUCUGUCUGUCUGUCUCAGUCUUCUCCCCACCUGUCUGUCUGUCUGUCUCAGUCUUCUCCCCACCUGUCUGUCUGUCUGUCUGAGUCUUCUCCCCACCUGUCUGUCUGUCUGUCUGGAGUCUUCUCCCCACCUGUCUGUCUGUCUGUCUCAGUCUUCUCCCCACCUGUCUGUCUGUCUGUCUCAGUCUUCUCCCCACCUGUCUGUCUGUCUGUCUCAGUCUUCUCCCCACCUGUCUGUCUGUCUGUUUCAGUCUUCUCCCCACCUGUCUGUCUGUCUGUCUCAGUCUUCUCCCCCCACCUGUCUGUCUGUCUGUCUGAGUCUUCUCCCCACCUGUCUGUCUGUCUGUCUGAGUCUUCUCCCCACCUGUCUGUCUGUCUGUCUGAGUCUUCUCCCCACCUGUCUGUCUGUCUGUCUCAGUCUUCUCCCCACCUGUCUGUCUGUCUGUCUGAGUCUUCUCCCCACCUGUCUGUCUGUCUGUCUCAGUCUUCUCCCCCCACCUGUCUGUCUGUCUGUCUCAGUCUUCUCCCCACCUGUCUGUCUGUCUGUCUCUGUCUUCUUCCCACCUGUCUGUCUGUCUGUCUGUCUGUCUCAGUCUUCUCCCCACCUGUCUGUCUGGCUGUCUCAGUUUUCUCCCCACCUGUCUGGCUGUCUCAGUUUUCUCCCCACCUGUCUGGCUGUCUCAGUUUUCUCCCCACCUGUCUGGCUGUCUCAGUUUUCUCCCUAUCAGUCUACUUUUCUUUCUGUCUCAAUUUCUCUGUCUCCAUUAGUUCAUCUCUGUGUCUGUCUCCAUUAUUCUCUGUCUGUCUCAUUCUUCGUCUCUUUCAUUUUCUGUCUCCCACAGUUCGACUCUUCUCUUCCUUUCGCCCUCCUAUACUCUUCUUCCUCCUUCGCUUUCUCCUCUCCUCUCCUUCUUUCCGCGCUUUCUCCUAUACUCGCCUUCCUUCCUUCAUUGAAUCUCUAUCUCCCGACGCAUUGUUUAUCAUUUCCUUCUUUUUCGCUUCUUUUAUUCCCUCCCUUCUAUAUUCUCUCCAUCUUUAUUCUCACACUUUUUAUUUUGGUUGUGUUUUUUUUUCUUUUUUCUUUUUUUUUUCAUUUUUUUUUUUUUUUUUGUUUUUUGCUUCUUAUUUUCUUUCGUUUGUCUCUCAUAUUUCUCCAUUAUGUUUCUUAAUUUUUCUUUUAUCUACUUCUUUCUCUCUCUCUCUUCGCAAAUCUACUUCUUUCUCUCUCUCUUUUCCAAAUCCUUUUCUUUCUCUCUCUCUUUUCGCAAAUCUACUUCUUUAUCUCUCUCUUUUCCAAAUCCUUUUCUUUCUCUUUCUCUCUUUUCGCAAAUCUACUUCUUUAUCUCUCUCUCUUUUCCAAAUCCUUUUCUUUCUCUCUCUCUUUCUAAAUCCUCUUCAUCGUCUUUUUUUUUCCAAAUCCUUUUCAUCGUCUCUUUUUUCCAAAUCCUCUUCUUUCUCUCUCUUUUUCCAAAUCUUAUUCUCUCUGUUUAAAACCUCCUCACCCUCUCCUUUCCAAAUCCUCUUCAUCCUCUUUUUUUUCCAAAUCUCUUUUCAUCUCUCUUUUUUCCAAAUUCUUUUCUUUCUCUCUCUCGUUUUGCAAAUUCUCUUCUCUUUGUUUAAAACUCCCUUUUCUCAUUCCCUCUCCUCCUUUCAAAUCCUCUCUUCUCCCUCAUUUUUCCAAUUCUCUUUUCUGUCUCGAUUUGACAUUCACUUGUUUCUCUCUCUCUCUCUCUCUCGUUUUGCAAUUCUCUCUCCUUUUCUCAUUCUCUUCUCUCUCCUUUUCCUUUUCUCUCUUCCUUUUCUUCUCUUCUCUCUCCUUUUUCAUUCUCUUCUCUCUCUCUUUUUCUCAUUCUCUUCUCUCUCCUUUUCUCAUUCUCUUCUCUCUCCUUUUCUCAUUCUCUUCUCUCUCUCCUUUUCUCAUUCUCUUCUCUCUCUCCUUUUCUCAUUCUCUUCUCUCUCUCCUUUUCUCAUUCUCUUCUCUCUCCUUUUCUCAUUCUCUUCUCUCUCCUUUCAAAUCCUUUUUUCUCUCUCCUUUUCAAGACUCUUCUUUCUCUUACUCUGUUCUCUCGAUCUCUCUUUUCCGUCCUCUUCUCUUUUUUCUCCAUCUCUCUUAACUCUCUCUCUCAUAUUUUCUAAUCCUCUCUAUCUCUUUUUCAGAUACACUUUCAUUUUUUUCUACACCUAUUCGUUUUUUCUUUUUCUUUUUCUUUUCAUUAUUUCCCGCACUCCCACCUCCUUUCUAUCCCACGAAAUUUUAAUUUCCGAUUUACAUUCUAUCGGUUUCUUUUACGUCCUUCCCAACACCCCCUGCCGUCACCUUGUCUCACCUCCGCAGAAACGAUUCAAUCUUCACAAGUUGAAAUUGACGGGUCAGCGCGUGAGCGGAUUUUAUAAAUGUUUUCUGUUCGUUAACAAUUUUCUUUGUUGCUUUUUUCUUUUCAACUUUUCUUUUAUCUUUUUUUUUCAUCUUUUUCUUUCAUUUAUUUAUUUUUCCUUUUUCAUUCCUUUUUUUCCUUUUCUCGCUUCCUUUCCCUUUGUAUUUUUACACUUGUUCUUUGUUUGCAUUUUGCCAUUUUUAAAACCAACAUGGUUUUUAUUUAUUUAUUUAUUUACGGCAUUCUGUCUCCUUCCCAUGUCCCGAUUUCUGCUUUUAAUCAUCUCCUCCCCUUUUGUGUUUUUAACCACUCUUCAUUCUUUUUUUGUCCUGUCUUUUUCCCUCAUUUCUUUUUCUACUUUCUCUCUUCAUUUCUUUUUCUACUUUCUCUCUUCUCCGCUUACUAACACAUCGUUUUCUGUCUUUUGCCCAAAUCUACCCCGUUUUUGUCUUUUGCCCAAAUCUACCCCGUUUUUGUCUUUUGCCCAAAUCUACCCCGUUUUCUGUCUUUUGCGCAAAUCUACCCCGUUUUCUGUCCUUUACCGAAAUCUACCCCGUUUUCUGUCCUUUACCGAAAUCUACCCCGUUUUCUGUCCUUUACCGAAAUCUACCCCGUUUUCUGUCUUUUACCGAAAUCUACCUCCUUUUCUGUUUUUUGUCCUCUCUCUACCUCCUUUUCUACCUUUGUCCUCUCUCUACCUCCUUUUCUACCUUUGUCCUCUCUCUACCUCCUUUUCUACCUUUGUCCUCUCUCUACCUCCUUUUCUACCUUUUCCCUCUCUCUACCUCCUUUUCUACCUUUUACCCUCUCUCUACCUUCUCUUCUACCUUUUACCCUCUCUUUACCUCAUUUUCUACCUUUUGCCCUCUCUUUAUCUCCUUUUCUACCUUUUACCCUCUCUUUACCUCAUUUUCUACCUUUUGCCCUCUCUUUACCUCAUUUUCUACCUUUUACCCUCUCUUUAUCUCCUUUUCUACCUUUUGCCCUCUUUUUAUCUCCUUUUCUACCUUUUGCCCUCUUUUUAUCUUUUUUUCUACCUUUUGCCCUCUUUUUAUCUCCUUUUCUACCUUUUGCCCUCUCUUUAUCUCCUUUUCUACCUUUGUCUGUCUCCACCUCGUUUUCUGUCUUUUACCGAAAUCUACCCCGUUUUCUACUUUUUGAUUACUUUUUCUUUUUUCUCUUUCUCUGUCUUCCACUCUUUCAUUUUUCUCUCUUUCUCUAUCUUCUCUUUUUUUUCUCCGUAUUCCUCUCUUUCCUUUUUCUCUGUUUUACCUCUCUUUCCUUUUUCUCUGUUUUACCUCUCUUUCCUUUUUCUCUCUGUUUUCCCUCUCUUUCCUUUUCUCUCUGUUUUACCCCUCUUUCCUUUUUCUCUCUGUUUUACACCUCUUUCCUUUUUCUCUCUGUUUUCCCUCUCUUUCCUUUUUCUCUCUGUUUUCCCUCUCUUUCCUUUUUCUCUCUGUUUUCCCUCUCUUUCCUUUUCUCUCUGUUUCCCUUUUCCUUUUUCUCUCUGUUUUCCCUCUCUUUCCUUUUCUCUCUGUUUUCCUCUCUUUCUUUUCUCUCUGUUUUUCCUCUCUUUCCUUUUCUCUCUGUUUUCCCUCUCUUUCCUUUUUUCUCUUUUUCUCUCCUUUUCUCUUUUUUCCCUCUCUUUCCUUUUCUCUCUGUUUUCCCUCUCUUUCCUUUUUCUCUGUUUUUUCUCUCUUUCCUUUUUCUCUCUGUUUUCCCUCUCUUUCCUUUUCUCUCUGUUUUCCCUCUCUUUCCUUUUUCUCUCUGUUUUCCCUCUCUUUCCUUUUCUCUCUGUUUUACCCCUCUUUCCUUUUUCUCUCUGUUUUCCCUCUCUUUCCUUUUUCUCUCUGUUUUCCCUCUCUUUCCUUUUUCUCUCUUUUUCCCUCUUUUCCUUUUUUCUCUCUGUUUUCCCUCUCUUUCCUUUUUUCUCUCUGUUUUACUUUCCUUUUCUCUGUUUUACCCCUUUUCCUUUUUUUCUCUCUGUUUUACCUCUCUCUCCUUUUUCUCUGUUUUCCCUCUCUAUUCUUUCUUUCUUUCUUUAUUUUACCAUUCCCCUUUUCUUCUUUCUCUCUUUCUGGCAUAGCGGUGUAAAUCAGCUGGGAGGUGUAUUCGUUAACGGACGUCCCCUUCCAGACUCGACUCGUCAAAGAAUAGUGGAGUUGGCCCAUAGUGGGGCUCGACCCUGCGACAUCUCUCGUAUACUCCAAGUCUCCAACGGCUGCGUUAGCAAGAUUCUCGGACGGUACUAUGAGACGGGCUCCAUAAGGCCGCGCGCGAUCGGGGGCAGCAAGCCAAGAGUGGCGACCCCGGAAGUUGUGCAGAAAAUAGCCCAAUUCAAGAGGGAGUGCCCCUCGAUAUUCGCAUGGGAAAUUAGGGACCGAUUGCUGUCAGAAGGAGUUUGCACACAGGAUAAUAUACCAAGUCUUCAAUUCCUGUACCUUCUUUCCGUUUCUCUCUCUCUCUCGGUUUGUAGGUGUGUCUUUCACUCUAGUUACCCUGGCCAGAUCAGUAGAGGAAUAGUGUGUCCUAAGUGUUUUCUGCGACAUCUCCGUUCUCGUUUCUGCGCCAGAUAUUCAAUUAGGGCCGCUGUGUGUCUGAAGCCAAAUCACUCUUUUAAUGUGCCUCGUGUUGUGGCAGGUGUACAAGUUGAUCCGUCAUUAGCUCCGAAUACGAGUGAAAUAGCGAAUAACGAACGAACGGUUGUUCAGAGAUAA
This is a messenger RNA of Acanthosepion pharaonis, 7989 nucleotides long. The record is from the annotation of a GenBank genome assembly. NCBI's taxonomy places the organism in Eukaryota, Metazoa, Mollusca, Cephalopoda, Sepiida, Sepiidae.